ACUAACAAAUGCGGCUGAGAUUGAUUGGAAAUCGGGGUUUAGGGUUUUCAGAUUCUGUUCAAGAUUUGAUUCAUUAAUUAUCAAAUCCACUCAAGGGGUUUUCAGCAUUCACUCUGAUUUCAUAGUGGUUGGUUUCAAUUUUCAUUUCCAAUCUGUUUAGGUUUUAAACAAUACAUUUCUGAGCUUCCAUCCGCUUCAUAGAAUCAUGUACUACUUCUACAAUCAUUCCACCAUUUUAUAUAUCAGAAUGAAAUCUCCUCAACUCCAGUGGUAUGUGCAGUGAUCAGAAGAAGCAAAGAUUUCAAUUUUGGGGUUCAAGAUUUCAGAAAUUGGAUUUUAGGGUUCAAGCGCUGCACUUGAAGUUCAUCCAUUUCUACACUCAAUAGGUACUGCUUCCUUAUCCAUCUUUCAAUUUUGGGGUUUUCUAAGUUUAUUAAAGUUUUAUUGUUAAAAAAUGGAAGAAGCAAGAAAUGCAUCAUGUAUUAAUGGGGAAGAUAGAAUUAGUAGGUUACAAGAUGAACUAAUUCAUUAUAUCAUGUCAUUCAUCGAUACGAAAGUUGCUGUUCAGACUUGUGUAUUGUCAAAAAGGUGGAUUCAUAUGUGGAAAUCUCUACCUUUUCUGAACAUGAAUAGGAAUUCAUUUUCGAACGAAAAAAAUACACAAGUUCAUAAUGUUUGUAGACAUGGUAUUCCUUCUUCGCAAAGACAUUGACAUCCAGAGGUUUAAGAUACGUUGGGAUAACUCUGUGUAUGAUGAUUCAGUGAUAGUGCAUGUUAAUAGAUGGAGCCUUAUUGCUGCCGUUAAGCACAAUGUUCAAGAAAUAAUGAUAGCAAUCACUCACUGUCGUAAUUUGGCAUAUGAAAUUCCAUACCAUAUCCUGAAUUGCAAAUCACUGAGAAAGUUGGAAAUGCAAGUGUUUAGUAAUGCCAGUUAUGUAGAGAUGAUUCUACCAAGAUCAAUGAAUUUACCUCAGCUUAAACUACUGUCCUUCACUGGUGUCUCAAUCUCCAAUGCAGAAGCAUCUAAAAGACUCUUUUCUAGUUGUCCAGUUCUUGAAACGUUACGCUUAGUUGAUUGUGAUGUACAAACUGAUGAUCAGAAGAAUUUGAUUGUUGAUUCCCUCAGCCUUAAGGAGUUUGAAUAUAGCCAUCGUCGUAAAUAUCUUUUACGCGAUAAUGAUACAAUGGCUAACAUUAUCAGGUUAUGUGCUCCAAAUCUGGAAGUCUUCACUUGCAAAUCUUUCUUGAGACAAGAUUAUUCUCUAGAAAACUCUUUUCCACUAUCCAGGGUAAAUUUUAACAUGAAACUCAAAGCAAAAAAAGAAGAUGAGAAUGCAGAAGCGUAUUCAAAUCUGCAGUCAACGGAAAAAGAAGUUCAUGGUAAACGUAUGAUGCAAUUUCUAAGAGCGGUUUAUUUGGUGACAGGAAUGAGGUUAUCAUCACCUGGUUUCCUUGAGGUUUUCUCACGAGCACCCGACUCAUUAGACUGUCAACCACCUCGCUUAUGUAAUCUGAAGUAUUUGACAUUGGAAAUGUGGUGUACAAGAAGUUGUUUGCGUGCUAUAGCAUAUUUACUCAAGAUAUCUCCUCAUAUAACUCAAUUAUUGCUUAAAAACAAGGAGUCAAAUCUAGCGGACGUUGGAGAUGGUUGGGAAGCAGGAUUGUCAUCGCCGGGAAUGUUGUCUCACCUUGAGCUUGUCGGGAUUAUUGAAGUUGAAGGAUGUGAUAAUGAACUCAAAUUUCUCAGGUUUUUGUUGAAAAAUGCGAUGGCCCUGAAGACUGUGGUACUGUAUCCUCGUUCUACUGUUGCAUCUCCCGAUAGAGUGAGAAAGCAAUUUCUGGUUAAGCUAAGAGCAUCUCCAAGAGCUUCUUCAUGCAUCAUAGUGCACUGGGAAGCAGCAAAUAGUACGCACCUCAUAUGAUAAAUCAACAAGAUACAUUGUACGUACUGAAACAAUGAAAUGACAUGACUUCCCUUGCCUGAUCUCUUAGUUCGAGGUUUCUUUCUUUAACUAAUUAUAAUUACUUUUGUUUCGUUUUUGGUUAUGCGUCUUUAUCUGUGAAAAACAAAGGAUUGGAAUGUCUAGUGAUCCUAUUCUCUAACU
Messenger RNA from Papaver somniferum (opium poppy), 2105 nucleotides. Its product is annotated as F-box protein At3g62430-like. The record is from RefSeq and is a predicted model, not a curated record. The transcript is spliced from 3 exons. NCBI's taxonomy places the organism in Eukaryota, Viridiplantae, Streptophyta, Magnoliopsida, Ranunculales, Papaveraceae. Bases 672 to 1922 code for a protein of 416 amino acids.